GCCUGGAAGCCUCCUACAGGGAUCCAUCCCAGCAUCAACCUUCCCCUCGCAUUCAAAAUCUACUACAACAAGAUGUUCACCUUCUCAAACUUCUACAUCGCACACGAAGAGGGCCGAAAGCUCCACGCCGUCUCCGGCCACUCGAAGCGCUUAAUCGGACCCGGCGAGACCAAACUACACUCGGGCCCCGAGCCGACCUCGCCCGUACUCGGCAGCGCGCUGAUCGACUACAAGAAAAUCGAGGUCAGGCUCACUGGUGGCACG
Dissoconium aciculare CBS 342.82 is the source of this 264-nucleotide messenger RNA. RefSeq lists its product as uncharacterized. The record is from RefSeq and is a predicted model, not a curated record. NCBI's taxonomy places the organism in Eukaryota, Fungi, Ascomycota, Dothideomycetes, Mycosphaerellales, Dissoconiaceae. The transcript has a single exon. The annotation marks the transcript as partial.